Tetranychus urticae (two-spotted spider mite) is the source of this 974-nucleotide messenger RNA. The record is from RefSeq and is a predicted model, not a curated record. Lineage: Eukaryota; Metazoa; Arthropoda; Arachnida; Trombidiformes; Tetranychidae.
ACUUUUUUUUCAUUUUUUAACAUCUAAUCUCAUCCUUUUCUUUCUCUUUCUUUUCUUUUCCUUUCUUUUUUUCGUUAAUGUAUUUAUAUAAAUAUAAGUAGUUAAUUGUGAUUGAGUCACAGUUGAUUGUUAUCAUCAUCAUCAUCAUCAUCACCAUCACCUUGAACAUAUAUCAUCAUCUUAACAUUUAACUCAUCCUAAUUUUAGUUUUGUCACAUUUGUUCUUUCCCUAACCUUUGAUAGUUGUUCAGAUGGCAAUGAUUAUUGUACCCAAACCGAAUACGAUUGCUCCUGCUGUAAAUGAAGUACGAUAUUCUGAACCUGGUGUAGACAUUUAUAAUGGUGUUACAUUUUUAGGAAAGGGAAAUUUGUUCAUUACAACCUCAAGUAUAACUUGGAUUAACCCAGAAAAUGGAUCAGGAAUAAAUUUAUCAUAUUUCGAUAUCAGUUGUCACGCUAUAUCCAGAGAUACGACCACUUUUGGUCAUCCCUGUAUUUACAUGAUGAUUCGUGUUAACGAAUUAGUAGGUUCCUCCAAUGAGGAAUUAGCUAAUUACUUAGAUCAAUAUCCCGAAGAUUAUGAAGAGAUCAGAAUGGUUCCUGCUCAAGAACAAUCAUUGGAAAUAAUUUACAACAUGCUCUGUGAAUGUCAAGCCCUUAAUCCUGAUCCAACAGAUAAUGGUAAUCAUAAUGGUGCCUCGGAUGAAGAUAUGGUUUAAUUGUUUCUCAUUAGAUUAGUUGAUCAUAAUGAUGACUUGAAAUAUGUCACAUUACCAACAAUAACGUUUCUCAUUUGGUUAGAAUAACUUCAACUUUUUUUUCCCCAUUUUGAUUCAUUUUUCUUUCUCUCUCCUUUCUUUUCCUUUCACCAAAUAUUUACACCAUAUCAUGAUAUCAUCAAUUAAACAUCUAGAAUCAUGAAUUGAAUUAUCUCUCUCAAGUGAAGGUUGAAUAAAAGAUAAUUGUUUCUCUAC